Messenger RNA from Parnassius apollo (apollo), 2718 nucleotides. The record is from the annotation of a GenBank genome assembly. NCBI's taxonomy places the organism in Eukaryota, Metazoa, Arthropoda, Insecta, Lepidoptera, Papilionidae.
UUGCAAGAAUGUCUGAACAACGUGGAAGAGGACGAGCUCGAGCGCGUGCAGGCAGAGGAGGCGAUAGCGCACCGCCACCACGACGUCCCGGCGAGCAACAACGAGGCCCGCCUCAACAGCAACCGGCUCCCCCCAGGACCCCGACCUCAACCACCUUCGGCUUGGGGCCCGCCAACUGUAGCCCCUCCUGUUAGAGCAGGCGUCCCUGUGCCUUCAGUUCAAGCAGGGCGUGCCUCUCAUCGAACCACGCCAACUACACAUGAUCAUCCUGGCGAUGUCGAUAUACAACAGCGUAUGCAAACGUUAGAAAUUGGGCAGCCAUCGGCUUCUGGAGGAGGUGAUGCUGGUGGAGCACUUGCAGGCCGCGGUUCUCGUCGUGGUGGUGGUCGAGUUCUGCCAGAGCAAACUGCUAUUUUACGAACACGACCAGCUAAUGUAACCUCCAAAAAAGGUUCCUAUGGGCACCCCUUGGAUUUAUUAGCUAACUAUUUUGCUGUGGAAACUACACCACAGUGGCGUCUCUAUCAAUAUCAUGUAGACGUUUCCCCUGAAGAAGACAGUACUGCGGUGCGCAAGGGCUUGCUUAGAGUUCACAGCAAAACUCUUGGAGGAUAUCUAUUUGAUGGGACAGUCCUAUAUACUAUUAAACGUCUUCACCCAGAACCCUUAGAGUUAUACUCUGAUCGCAAAACUGAUGGAGAACGCAUGAGAUUAUUGAUCAAAUUGACCUGUGAUGUCAGCCCAGGUGAUUAUCACUAUAUUCAGAUAUUUAACAUAAUUAUACGAAAAUGCUUCAACCUGCUACAACUUCAACUUGUUGGAAGAGACUUCUUUGAUCCUGUGGCAAAGGUUGACAUUCCAGAGUAUAAACUGCAAAUUUGGCCUGGAUAUAAAACUACUAUUAAUCAGUAUGAAGACAAAAUAUUGAUGGUGACAGAAAUUGCACAUAAGGUUUUACGUAUGGAUACUGUGCUCCAAAUGUUGAAUGAAUAUGCAGCUACAAAGGGUGCAAAUUACAAGAAAAUAUUUUUGGAGGAUAUUGUGGGUAAAAUUGUAAUGACAGAUUACAACAAGAAAACAUAUAGGGUUGAUGAUGUUACUUGGCAGGCAAACCCCCGAUCUACUUUCAAAAUGAGAGAUGGUGACGUUUCCUACAUGGAUUAUUAUUAUAAGAAAUACAACAUUCGUAUCCAAGAUGUUGGGCAACCAUUAUUGAUAUCACGUUCGAAGCCGCGCGAGAUCCGCGCCGGCAUGCCUGAGAUGGUGUACCUCGUGCCGGAGCUGUGCCGGCAGACCGGACUGUCGGACGCCAUGCGUGCCAACUUCCAAUUGAUGCGUACCCUGGCCGUUCAUACUAAGAUCGGCCCUGAUAUGCGCAUCAAAAAAUUGCUCGAAUUUAACAGACGACUCACACAAACUAAGGAAGUUGUUGCUGAAUUGGCGUCUUGGGAUAUGAAACUUUCAAACCACUUGGUGAACAUAAAAGGAAGACAACUUCCACAAGAAAAUAUAGUGCAAGGAAAUAACCACAAAUAUCCUGCAGGAGACACCACCGAUGGUUGGACAAGGGAUAUGAGAUCAAAACCACUGCUUUCCAUUGCAAACCUGCCAUCGUGGGUUGUAAUAACACCAGAACGACAAAGACAAGAUGCAGGAAGUUUCGUCAACAUGAUUAUAAAAACCGGUGAAGGUGUUGGCUUCCGUAUGCCGCGACCUGAAAUUGUUACAAUUCAACGGGAUGGAAAUAUGGAUUACGCGAAUAUGUGUGAGCAAGUGAUUGCAAGAAAAAAUCCUGCUUUAAUUCUCUGCGUUUUAGCCAGAAACAGUGCAGACAGGUACGAGGCGAUCAAAAAGAAGUGCACAAUAGACCGCGCGGUGCCGACGCAAGUCGUUUGUGGUCGUAACAUGACUAGCAAGUCUGCAAUGUCCAUUGCAACAAAAGUUGCCAUUCAGAUCAAUUGUAAGCUCGGUGGUGCCCCAUGGACAGUGGAAAUACCACUUAACACACUAAUGGUUAUUGGCUACGAUGUGUGCCACGACACGCGCUCGAAAGAAAAGAGUUUUGGUGCAUUCGUGGCGACACUGGAUCGACAAAUGACGCAAUAUUAUUCAGCUGUGAAUGCACACACGUCUGGAGAAGAAUUGAGUGCACACAUGAGCUUCAAUAUUGCCUCUGCUUUGCGGAAAUAUCGCGAAAAAAAUGGUACCCUGCCCAGCCGCAUAUUUAUCUACCGAGAUGGUGUAGGAGAUGGUCAUAUACCAUACGUACACAGUCACGAAGUUGCCGAAAUUAAAAAGAAGCUUACCGAAAUAUAUGGUGGACCUGAUUUUAAAAUGGCGUUUAUUAUUGUAUCAAAACGCAUAAAUACUCGAAUAUUCGUAAACACUGGAAGAUCUGGAGAAAACCCUAAACCUGGAACUAUCAUCGAUGAUGUUGUGACACUGCCUGAAAGAUACGAUUUCUACUUGGUGUCGCAGAACGUACGGGAAGGUACCAUUUCGCCGACAUCAUACAACGUCAUAGAAGAUACUACUUGCCUGGAACCUGAUCGCAUUCAACGUCUUACAUACAAAAUGACUUACAUGUAUUUCAACUGUUCUAAUCAAGUACGUGUGCCGUCUGUAUGCCAGUACGCGCACAAGCUGGCGUUCCUAGCUGGCAACAGUUUGCACAACCAACCGCAUUAUUCGCUCACUGAAACUUUGUACUUCCUUUAG